Molecule: messenger RNA, 360 nt
Organism: Seminavis robusta
Lineage: Eukaryota; Bacillariophyta; Bacillariophyceae; Naviculales; Naviculaceae
Source: the annotation of a GenBank genome assembly
AUGACUGUUGAUGACAGUCUUAUCCAGCAAGAAUUGCAUGGAAUCCUAAUGAUUGAAUCGAAUCGAAGCACAGAAGUGGGCAACCCCCCCACAUCGUCAUCAUACACAAGAUCAUCAUCAUCUUCAGCUACCGCAGGCGUUAGUGGUGGUGCCCAAGUGCCGAUGCCCAGCCAACAGCACGUUGCUCAGCAGCCCCAAUCACGCGGAGAAGUUUUGGUUGCAAAUCUACCGAUGAUGGAGUCACUUCCUCAGCUCUUCCUCGCUCUGCAAUGGAAACGUAACUUUUUCAGGUACAUGGGGAUGUCAGAAAGCAGCAGCAGCUCUCCGCUGUCAAGCAAGCACGGAAGAGGACUUUUGUAG